This is a messenger RNA of Cynara cardunculus var. scolymus (artichoke), 621 nucleotides long. Its product is annotated as calcium-dependent protein kinase SK5-like. The record is from RefSeq and is a predicted model, not a curated record. Gene Ontology annotation, molecular function: calcium ion binding; enzyme regulator activity. Lineage: Eukaryota; Viridiplantae; Streptophyta; Magnoliopsida; Asterales; Asteraceae.
AUGAUAGAUACAGACAACAGUGGGUACAUUAGUUUUGAAGAACUCAAGGAUGGACUUAGUAGUUUUGGUGCUAAUCUUGAAGAAUCGGAAAUUCAUGAUCUUAUGCAAGCGGCGGAUAUCGACAAAAAUGGUGCCAUCGACUAUGAAGAAUUUGUAGCUGCAACCUUGCAUUUUAACAAAGUGGAUAACGAAGAUAGUCUAUAUGCUGCUUUUUCGUAUUUUGACAAAGAUGGCAGUGGUUAAACCGUGAAUGAAAUCCAACAAUCUUGAGGAAUAGACAAUGCACAAAUGGAAGAAAUUAUGAAAGAAGCUGAUCAAAACAAUGACAAGUUUUUACAGAUGUGGUGUGAAGCCCUUAUUAUGUUGCACCAGAAGUUUUGCUUAAAAAUUAUGGUCCAGAAGCCGAUAACUGGAGUUCUGGUACUCUGGAAUGUUGCUCUUAUUGGAAAUAAUAGUAAUGGUGUUAUUGAGAAAGGGAAAAUUGGCUUAUGCCCAGAUGUGAUAAUCAGAUCUUGGUUGUCACCUGAGAUGACUAGUCGAUCUCGAAGGUCUGAAAGGAUCGUCCGCCGCAAUCCUAAUGAUGCAGAGGAUUCCCCUAUUGUUGCUCCUAUUAAUACAUGA